CCAGCCCAGGCCCUGGCAGGGCACCCCCUGCCCAGCCCAGGCCCUGGCAGGGCACUCCCUGCCCCUGGCAGGCUCGGGGCGGCUCUGCAGUGCCCGGAGGAUCAGGUGGUUGCGGAGCCGGGCGCAGCCGUACGAUGCAGCUGAGACAAGCACAGCCCCCGGCAGCCUCUGGAGCUGCUCUCCAGAACAAGGCGACCUCUAAGCUCCAAUCCAUCACAGAAAUGAUGUGCUGAUACUGCAGGACACCACGGCAACAAUGGAAUACCAGAUAUUGAAUGCAUCUACCUGUCUGCUGGUCCUUCUGGUUUUCAUACCCACUGGUUUGGGUAUCUGUCCCUCUAGCUGUAAGUGCUCAGGAAACGACAGGAAUGUGGACUGUUCAGGCAGAAACUUAACUGUACUGCCCCAGGGACUUCAAGACAACCUUACAUAUUUAAAUCUGUCCUUUAACCAGUUUGUAGAUCUCGAUCAUCAGCUAACGAGGUUCACCAAUCUGAGGACUCUUGAUAUUUCAAAUAAUUGGCUCAAGAAUGUUCCUGCUCAUCUGCCCAAGUCCUUAUGGGAAUUAUACGCCACAAACAACAACAUUAAAGUUCUUCAGAAACUUGAUACAGCUUACCAGUGGAAUCUUAGAGUGCUGGAUGUUUCCAGGAAUAUGGUGGAAAGAGCUGUCCUGAUCAACAACACACUGAGCAGUCUCAAGUUUCUCAAUCUCAGCAGCAACAAACUUUGGACAGUUCCAACCAAUAUGCCCUACAACAUAGAGACAGUGGAUCUAUCCAAUAACUUCUUGUCCCAGAUACUCCCAGGAACACUGGUGAGACUUCAACACCUCACAAGCCUCUACCUGCACAACAACAAGUUCUCAUACAUUCCUGACAAAGCUUUUGACCAGCUGUCCCAGCUGCAGGUAAUCACUCUGUACAACAACCCCUGGUCCUGCGGGGAUAACCAAAUCAUCCCUUACGUGCUGCACUGGGUGCAGGGCACAGCUGCCCGCGUCCUGGGGGCUCCCUGCGCUGAGCAGCCCUGGCCCUGGGCCGGCACCACGCCAGCCCCAGCCCCAGCCCAGCCCACGGGCCUGGACUCCAGCCCCAUGAUCAAAGGCACCCAGGCAGCGGACAGGGAGGCCUCUGAGCCCACCCAAGCGGCCAAAAGGCACAAACAGUUCAAAGCCAAGGAGGUCCCUCCCUGGGGCACUCAGGGCCCCCAGGAGGCUGCGGCCACCCGCACGGUCCUGCUGCAGGGCUCCUCCCAGGGCAACGCCAGCCGGGCCCCUGCCACGGGACCCUCCACCACCCCCAUGACUUUAAGCAUCACCAGCGGGAUGCCAACAAACUCCCCCAGGAGGCCUGACAGCACAACGGGCACCUGGAGGCAGGAGGAGCCCACGGCCAGCGUGCCAUCCCGCGCCGGCCGCUGGCGCGCGGGGCUGCUCUGCCUGGCGCUGCUGCACUCGGCCCUGGCCCUGGCCCUGCACUGAGGCUGCACCCCGAACUACUGGGGUUACUCUGUGACAGCAGCUGGAGUGAGCACCCCCAGCUGAAAUAACCAAUGGAAGAAACUCCGAGAACUGACUCUGAUCUAAAGAAAGUAACGGUUCCUAAAGACGUGCACACUAAUGUCUUGGUACUAAGCUGCUACUUAUUUUCAUAUGUCUUAAUUGAGUACAACUAAUCUGUUAUUUUGUUUAUAAAAAUGUGCUUAUUUUGUAUUUAAAUUUUUCAUUUUACUUGCACAGAAUAAACACAUCAGAAUUUUAAGUACUGAUUUUAUGUAUGAUUUUGUCAUUGAAGAACUGGAAAAAAACAGAAGGCCUGUAUCAUAUCUGCAUUGUCUUGCUUGACUUGCCAGUGAGCAAUUCCUGUAAUAUAGCAGCACAGAUUCUUUGUAAGUUAUGAUGACAUGCAAAAGAAAGGAAAAAAAAUAAAGGAACUAAACUGUUUCACUAAUCAGAAGUUAUUCCUGAGCAAAAUCGCUAGCAUGUAUAUCUAUGUUUGCUUCAUAUGUAUUAGAUAUUUUAAAUAUGAAGAAGAACAGUUUUGAAUUUAGGAAUUAAAUAUGACAAUGCCAUGAUAUCUGCUAAGAGGGUGUAAACUGAGAUGGCAACAUGGUCCAACUUCAGCAUGGGACAGUGGUAGGGGCCAGUAUCCUUCUGCUCUGGCUUGACUUAGAGGCUGCAGGCAAGUUAUUGCUCUCUCCAUAUUAAAAAAAAAAAAAAGAAAAAAAAGAAGAAAAAUAAAAAGAUAAAAGUAGAGAAAAAUGCCAGAUGUUCAAUGCCAUGACACUGUCAAACACCAAGGAGUUAUCUACCCAAAUUAAUGACCUGGAAUUCCUUGACUUUAUGUCAAGUGACAUCCUGAAAUGUUAAUGUGUUCUGCCUAAAAUAACACAAAUUGGCCAGAACAUAGCAAACUACUAUCAGUAAAAUGAAAUAUCAGCUGAUUUCUAACACAAGUCAUGUAACAAAUCAAUUAAGCAGUUAGCUGGUGAGCUGUCAUUGAAGCAAUGCUGCCUCUUGUGACUUCAAAGAGAAAGAAGCCAGUCCAUGGCACUGAACAUGCCCAAACCCUGCUUCUAAGGGCGAGCAUGGAUGCUCUUCUCCACAUCAGCCAGUAGAAAUAGCUGCACGCAUGGUUCUGUCCACUCUAGGAAAAUUAUUUAAAUUAUGGCAAAGGUACUUGAUAUACUACAGAUGAAGUUUUGCAAACAGCAUGAAGUGAAAACUGAAGAACAAGUUAAUUGAAAAAGUAUUAUCCACUUAAUAUUGCAGAUCUUAUACAAUGUUUUCCAUUCAUUCCAGGCCAUUUAAUUUCCAGUUAUUGUAGCAUGAAGGUGCUGCAAAACCCAGAAAACCUCACAACAGAGACUGGAGUCCUCUACCUGUUUCUCCUAAGGUGUCAAUGGGGGCUGUAGAUCAUUUACAACCACUGGUAUCAGAGAAAUGACAACUUUCCAAUUGUGAACAGUAUUUCUACAACCGGAAACGUGUUUUAAUUUCUAACAGUAAAUGUUACACAAAG
This is a messenger RNA of Ficedula albicollis (Collared flycatcher), 3023 nucleotides long. It is a transcript of the gene OMG, whose product is annotated as oligodendrocyte myelin glycoprotein. Bases 257 to 1483 code for a protein of 408 amino acids. The transcript is spliced from 2 exons. Gene Ontology annotation, molecular function: protein binding. The record is from RefSeq and is a predicted model, not a curated record. Gene Ontology annotation, biological process: neuron projection regeneration. Lineage: Eukaryota; Metazoa; Chordata; Aves; Passeriformes; Muscicapidae.